Nicotiana tabacum (common tobacco) is the source of this 452-nucleotide messenger RNA. Lineage: Eukaryota; Viridiplantae; Streptophyta; Magnoliopsida; Solanales; Solanaceae. The record is from RefSeq and is a predicted model, not a curated record.
UUGAAGUACUUUCAAAAUCUUUGAACAAGCUAUUUGAAGAUAAGAGGUUUGUUAGUUAUGGAAUGCCAAAUGGGACAUGUCUUUUGAACUACUUAGAUUAUGCAGAUGACACCAUUAUAUUUGUUUCUACCGGUCCUUACUCCUCAAAGAUGAUUGUAGAGGUUCUGACAAAGUAUGAGCACACUUAUGGCCAACUAAUUAACAAGUCUAAGAGCUCCUUCUAUAUGCACUUUAAUGUGGUUGGGGCACUGUUCAAUUCAGUUGGAGGUAUUAGUGGCUUCACAAGAGUUGAAUUUCCUUUUACCUACCUUGGCUAUCCUAUCGUUUGUAUAAGGAGGAGGAAAGAUUACUAUGAUGAUCUCAUUAAGAAGGUGAAAGCUAAACUUCAUUCUUGGAAAAGGAAGCUUCUGUCUUAUGGUGGAAAAGCAACACUUAUCUCAUGUGUACUUUAA